CAAAAACAGCGCACAACCCACUUCAAAAUUGCAAUUUUCCCUUUAUUAUAUGCUUUGCACCUCCUUCUCUGCUCCUUCUCUCAAGCUUCUGCAUUUUCUUAUCUUCUUCUUCUUCUCUCCCAGUGCUUAGCACCUCAAACCCCAUUUACCCACUUCCUUUUGCUUGCAAUAUUACAAGAAAGGGAGAAGCAGGAGGGCAGUUUACCAGGUUCCUUGAAUCUUGGGUGUGUUAAACAAGAUGAGUAAACAAGAACUGUUGAAGACCCAGCAGACCUCUGUUCUUAGAGUGAAUAUACACUGUGAUGGGUGCAAGCAGAAAGUGAAAAAGAAAUUGCAGAAGAUUGAAGGAGUUUAUGCUGUGAAGAUUGAUGUGGAUCUUGGAAGGGUGACAGUAACAGGGAAUGUUGAUCCUGGAACACUUAUAAAGAAGCUUGUGAAGUCAGGGAAGCAUGCAGAGCUAUGGUCACAGAAGGGAAACAGUAAUAAUAAUGCCUUCAAUAUGAUGAACAGCCAGUUUAUGAAUAUGCAGAUUGGGGAUUUUAAAGGGGGGAAAGAUCAGAAAUCCCAGAAUAAAGGUGGGAAUAAGGAGCAGAAGGGAGGGGGAGGGCAGAUGAUGAUGAUGCAGAAUAUGAUGAAAGGGGGGAAGGAUUUGAAAGGGGGUCACAACAAGGACCAGAAAUCUGUGAAGUUCAAUUUGCCGGAGGAUGAGUUUGAUGACGAUUCGGAUUAUUUUGAUGACGAUUCGGAUGAUUUUGAUGAUGAUUUUGAUGACGGGUUUGACGGCGGUCACCACCACCAGCCGCCGCCUGCCAAGUCAAAGUCGAUGCCUUUUAUGGGCGGCGGUGGUGGUGGCGGUGGUGGUGGUGGAGGUGGGCAUGGAGGUUUUAGUGGAAUGAUGAAUAUGUUGAAGGGUGGGGCAGGUAAUAAUCAUGGUGGGAAUGCCAAGAAAGGGGGUGGGGUUGAUAUCCCUGUUCACUUCAAGGGCAUGCCUAGUGGUGGCAAUCAUCAUGAUGGUAAUAAGAAUAGUAAUGGGGGGAAGAAUGGAAAGGGAGGAAAUCAAAAUCAAGGUGGGGGUAAAGGCAAAAAUGGUGGUGGCGGUGGCGGCGGUGGUUUUCCGGGGGACGGUAAGAACAGCGGUGGAGGUCACGGUAAAGGCGGCGGGGGCGGGCAAAAGAAUGGAGGGUUUAUGAUGAACAAUAUGCAACAAGGAUUCCAUGAAGGUGGAGGGAAAGGAAUGGGCCAAAUGGGGGGAAUGGGGAAUUACCCAAUGGGUGGGAAUAUGGCGGCGGUCCAAGGCCUACCGGCGCCGGGGGCUGGCGGAAUGAAAGGCGGUGGCGGUUACUUCCCCGGGAUGGGGAUGGCAAUGGGUCAGGGCGGGAACCCUUACAACCCGCAGCAACAACACUACAUGGCUCAAAUGAUGAUGAACCAAUACCAGCAGCCGCGGCCUAAUGGCUAUGACAUGUACGGGCACGGCGGGCAUCCUAUGAUGUACGCGCCGCCACACCCCGCCAUGGGCUACGGGCCGCCCCCUCCCCACGUCAACGACAACUUCACUCACAUGUUCAGCGAUGAAAACACCGGCAGCUGUACUAUAAUGUAAAAAUUUGUUUAGACAGUUAAGGUUUGUUCACCACCCACCCUGCACUAUGUUUUGGUCUAGUUCAUAUAUCAUGAGUUUGUGCUGUUUCCUGUUUUCUUGGUCUACUACUGCACCUACUACUUGUUUAGGUAAUUAGCCCUUUUGGAAUGAUAAUUUUGCCUGUUGCCUUGAAAA
This is a messenger RNA of Ipomoea triloba (trilobed morning glory), 1777 nucleotides long. RefSeq names its product heavy metal-associated isoprenylated plant protein 34-like. NCBI's taxonomy places the organism in Eukaryota, Viridiplantae, Streptophyta, Magnoliopsida, Solanales, Convolvulaceae. The record is from RefSeq and is a predicted model, not a curated record. The transcript has 3 exons. The coding region runs from base 239 to 1603 and encodes 454 amino acids. Gene Ontology annotation, molecular function: metal ion binding.